AAUAGAGUUUCCGGGUGCCUCGCACUCCCUUAAGACGCAGGCGUAAGCGGUCGGCCGGUAGCGGAGUCCGUGGAGAGGCCUGGGAGGCUGUUUUUCGGGCGCUAAUUUGCCUCAGGCUUCCGCAGUUUAAUGUGUGUGCCACUUAUUUAGGAAGAAAAUGUCGUCUGAAAUGUUUUCAAAAGCUCUGGAGGCUCAGUUGCUUCAGACAACAAAGAUUGUAGAAGAACAACUUGAUGCUGAGAUUAAAAAACUAGACAAUGUGGAUGAUGAUGAAUUAGAAAUCCUAAAGCAAAAAAGGCUUGAAGGCUUGAAGAAAGCCCAGCAACAGAAACAGGAAUGGCUUUCAAAUGGGCAUGGGGAAUAUGUGGAAAUCCCCAGUGAGAGAGAUUUUUUUGAACAAGUGAAAAGGAGCAAUAAAGUCGUCUGCCAUUUUUACAAAGAUACAAGUUUCAGAUGCCUGAUAUUAGAUAAGCAUCUAACAGUACUGGCAAAAAAGCACAUUGAGACCAGGUUUAUCAAAUUAAAUGCUGAAAAAUCUCCAUUCCUGUGUGAGAGACUUCGCAUUAAAGUACUUCCCACACUAGCACUUGUAAAAGAUGGCAAAACACAGGAUUACGUGGUUGGUUUUACUGAUCUUGGUAAUACAGAUGACUUCACCACAGAGACCUUAGAAUGGCGAUUAGGUUGUGCAGAUAUAAUCAACUACAGUGGCAACUUGAUGGACCCCCCUUUCCAGAGCCAAAAGAAGUUUGGAACCACUUUCACAAAGAUGGAUAAGAAAACAAGGGGAAAGAAAUAUGAUUCAGAUUCUGAUGAUGAUUAGAUAUCAUGAUUCAGAUGUUUGUAAAUCAUCUUUUCUUUGAAGCUUAAUACAUUUCUAGGAAUGUUUUAUAAAGCUGUUUGUUUUCAGUACAUUUGCAUAUAAUGCUCAUUUUCUAAAACAGUUUUAUACAACUCAUGAAAAGAAACUGAAUAUUUUUUUUCGCUUGGGGUGACAUUUCUAGGUGAAAAAUCUGCCCUCUUUUGAACUGCGUCACAUGAGACAUGACUUUAAAGCAUUUUGUUAAUUAUAAAAAUUCUCUUUAAACUACAUUUUAAGUACUUCAUUUGUCAAUUGAAAUAUUAAUGAAGGACUUCUGUCAAGAAUUGUCAUAAAACUAUUCCAGAAGUAGUACAUUAAUAAAACUGUCGCUUGUCUGACUAUGCCAUGUGUAUGACAUGGUAUUGCCUAACUUAACAUUGCACUGCAUAUUAUGAAACCAUCUUAGCCUCUUUAAAAGAAUUAAGUCUACCAGUUGUGUACACUGCACGUUAAAGCUGAAUCAGCAGGCAAAUAGCACAUGGCAAAACUAUAUUGAACUGGAGUACAGACUAGAUUUUUUUAUUUUAAAAAAAUCGGAGUGAAAAUUGGUGUUUGCUUUUUCUCUUGAUGUGAAUGCAGUUUAAUACAAUUUAUUGCACUGUUGUUCUUCAGUAAUAGGCUUAUUUUCCAAGAGAAUCUCUUUCGUCUAGGAAUACUAAAAUUCCCUUGGGAAUCUGUGACAGUCUAGCUCCUAGGUAGGUGAAUGAGCUUUUCCUUUGUACUUGUAAAUGACCACAGUUGCCAAAAAGUUGAAGUAUAUCUACAUUUGGGGGUGUUGAGAUAAAGCCCAAUUGGUUCAGGAAAUAAGAGAGCCUUGCCUGUGAAUCUCUACUUGUGGCAAAUAAAGAGUCAACUCAUUUGAAAGAAAAUUGCUUUCUCUUCUAUCAGAGAGAAGUGAGCAAUGUUGCAGCAUGCUUACUGAAUCAGCAUGAAGUCACCAGUGUUAAGUUGAUAGUUGUGUGCACAAGUCUUGGUUCAGUAGCUGCUUUCUCCGUUUUUCCUUUUGAGGGAGGUGAGGAAACUGCCUCAGUGAGGGGUGAGUGGACAUAUUUAAUAUCCACCAUUAACAGGCACACCUUAUCUCAGUGGAAUGCAUAGCUGUGCCCCAACAUUGCUUGCUUCUCUCUGCUGAUAGAAGUAAUGGGCAAGCUAUUUCUAGAAGUUAUAAAAGGAGCAUUUCCUAUGAAGAUCCAAAGGGAAGGGGUAAUGAGAAGGAUUUAUCUAAGAUGGUUUGAAGGCAGGUAAAAGAGGGGGGGGGUUUCAGUGUAGUGUUUUGAGUCUACUGGAUAGGCAUAGUUGGUAGGCAGAGUCUCUGUGUCCCAGCAAAUUCUGGGUAUUAGCUGCCACAGGAGGUGUAAAACCAAUCUGGCUCUUUUGCACAGUAGGUCAGCAAUAUUUUUCUCUUAACUAAGUCAGUUGUGUGUUUUUUUUAACGUUUAUGUAAAAGAAAAUAAAAUUAUUUGAAUUCUAA
This is a messenger RNA of Zootoca vivipara (common lizard), 2333 nucleotides long. RefSeq names its product thioredoxin domain containing 9 (gene TXNDC9). Lineage: Eukaryota; Metazoa; Chordata; Lepidosauria; Squamata; Lacertidae. The record is from RefSeq and is a predicted model, not a curated record.